UUAAAUUUGUGUACGUAGAGGUGUGGUGAGCAGCUUCAGAUUUGGCUGGUUUUAUCAUCUUCAGCUGAGAUAAUUUUAGACGCUUUCACAGCUCUUUCAUUUUACUGUGUUUUGUAUUGAAAUCGGAGUUUCCGCAACAUUGUUCGGGGAGAACUGCCAUCACAGGAGUGAAUCGGCGUGAGCUUUCAGAUUUGCAGUCAAAUAGGUGCCUGGAUACCGCUUCCGUCCUGAGUGUCCAUGGAGGCGCCGCGUGCGGCUCAACAGCAGGAGAACCGGAUGGCGACCAAGGCGAAGCUGGAGCCGAAGCCGGAGGGCUCGGCGGCGCGCGUGCCCCUCUCUCAGUCCAGUGCAAACGUGCCGGCUGGCGCUGGCGCUGGCGCCGCCCAGGAGAAGUCGCGGCCCGCCAAACAGCCUAGGAAAUGGGGCCUAAGCGACUUCGACAUCGGCCGCCCGCUCGGCAAGGGCAAGUUCGGCAACGUUUACCUGGCGCGUGAGAAGGCGUCGCACUUCAUCGUCGCGCUCAAGGUGCUAUUCAAGUCGCAGCUGCAGAAGAGUCACGUGGAGCAUCAGCUGCGCCGCGAGAUCGAGAUCCAGUCGCACCUCAGGCAUCCAAACAUUCUGAAGAUGUUCGGAUACUUUUACGAUGAUACGCGUAUCUACUUGAUCCUGGAGUUCGCUCCAAAGGGAGAGCUGUACAAGGAGCUGCAAUCCCAGAAGAACAAGCGUUUCGACGAGCCCAGGUCCGCCAUUUACAUUUCCCAGAUGGCCGACGCGCUCAAAUACUGCCACUCGAAGAAGGUCAUCCACCGUGACAUCAAGCCCGAAAACCUGCUGCUCGGUUUCAAGGGCGACAUCAAGAUCGCCGACUUCGGCUGGUCCGUCCACGCGCCGUCGUCCAGGCGCGGCACCAUGUGCGGCACGCUGGACUACCUGCCGCCGGAGAUGAUCGAAGGUCGCGAGCACGACGAGAAGGUGGACAUCUGGUCGCUGGGCAUCCUGUGCUACGAGUUCCUGGUGGGGCGGCCGCCGUUCGAGGCCGAGACCAACCCGGAGACGUACCGGCGCAUCACGCGCGUCGACCUGCGCUUCCCCAGCCACGUCAGCGAGCCGGCCCGCAACCUCGUCUGCGGGCUGCUGCAGAAGGACCCGGCCAAGCGGCUGUCACUGGACGCCGUGGCCAACCACCCGUGGAUCCUGGCGCACAUCAAGGGCGCCGCCGCCAAGUCGUCGAGCUGAAGGUCGGGCGUGGCCCGCCGCUCUGCCCAUCUCUUCGCCAGUGGCGUCAUUGGGACGGCGUCCGUCCGAUGGUGGUCGCCGGCAUCCCGGCGACAGUGUUGUCCAGAUCCGCUCAGUGAUAUGUGGCGGCGCUAGGUCGCGCAUUGUGUACAUAAGAUGCCGUUUGUUGAGGAGCAUCGCCGUCUCGGUGCGGGUGCCGCCAGCUGGCUCGCCGAGAGCGGUACCAGUCUUCCUGUCGCUGUCCUCUGUACAAACCCACUCCAUCCUGUCUUUUCGCAUGAUUUUGUGCUGAUAUGUCGACCCAGGUUUUAGUGUCAUGUAAUACACGACGGGGCGGAAUCCGGCCCUUCAGACAUCGAUUUCUCCCUAGCUAUGCGCUUGAACAAGAUGUGGGAAGGGUGUAAGCACUUUGCAUUUGAAUCUUUAUCCGUAAGAAUGCUGAUAAAGUUCGUAUGUUGUGUUGCUAAUAAAUCAUGAAUCCGAUAUCGCA
Molecule: messenger RNA, 1726 nt
Organism: Pollicipes pollicipes
Lineage: Eukaryota; Metazoa; Arthropoda; Thecostraca; Pollicipedomorpha; Pollicipedidae
Product: aurora kinase C
Exons: 7
Coding region: 238-1236 (332 amino acids)
Biological process (GO): protein phosphorylation
Molecular function (GO): protein kinase activity; ATP binding
Source: RefSeq, a predicted model, not a curated record